AUGAGUACAGAAGCACGUCAACCAACUAGGUACUGGUGUCAUAUCUGCAAUACUGAGGUUCCUAUUUACAUGGCGCCUGACCCUACUUGCCAGCAGUGCAAUGAACAAUUCAUAGAAGAAUUACAAGCUGACGACGAUCCUCGAGAAUUUUUGUCGGGUGAUAACCACCAACAUAACGACGAAUCUGACGCAGGCAACACCUCUACUAGAACAUUUCGAAGACAAAUAUUUUUACCUGACGGAGGAUCAGCUCAACUGUUUUCGAUUUCACAUGGCAAUCGAGGUGAAGUAGGUGAUGACAUUUAUCAGUUCUUUACUCCCAGAAAUGAAGCAAGCAAUGAACAACAGGAACAACCAGAGCCAAGCAUAAAUAAUAUCGUACAGGCAUUACUAGCCAACUUGAUGAACCAAGCUCACACCGAAAGUAAUAACACCAACAAUAAUAAUAACAAUAAUGAAAACAGUCAAGAAAGUACUACGGAUAACCCUCAGACAGCAACUGGCAAUAAUGAAAGUGGUAGUGGUAGUGGUAGUCGACCCAUCGUCUUUUAUGGCAAUAUGGUCAACGGUAGUAUUCGCUUUCAACCGUUCUCUCCAAACAACAGUAAUAACCAAGAACAGCAACAACAGUCUCAACAAGGAGAUGAACAGAACAAUAACAAUAAUGAUACCCGAGGAAACGUUGCCAGUAGCAUCCUUCAAUUCAUCACAGCCAUGACAGGUGGUGCUUUGGGAGAGGAAAUAGUCGGCAAUCCAAAUGAUUAUGUGUUCAGUAGAACAGCCUUUGAUAACAUCAUUACGCAACUGAUGGAGCAAGCAGGAGGAGGAUCAGCGCCACCACCUGCACCUGAGCAAGUGAUUGAGACGCUGCCAAAAAGAGGGUUAACAGAAAAAGAAAAAAGUCAAGAAGCAGAUUGCGCUGUAUGUAAAGAUGCAUUUGAAGCAACUGAACAAGUCAUUCAGCUUCCUUGUGAACAUAUAUUUCAUGAUGAUUGUAUCAAGCCAUGGUUAAAACUCAAUAGUACAUGCCCAGUCUGUCGUCACUCUGUUUUGCCUGAUCAACAAGAGCAUAGUCAACAAAGCGAUCUAAACAAUAGAGAACAAGGACAGCAAGGAAAUAAUGAAGAACGUUUAAGAGAACAGCAACAUUCAUCACAGCAUCCUGACGAUAUCGAUCUUGAUUAA
Messenger RNA from Rhizopus microsporus ATCC 52813, 1185 nucleotides. RefSeq lists its product as uncharacterized. The record is from RefSeq and is a predicted model, not a curated record. The transcript is spliced from 6 exons. The coding region runs from base 1 to 1185 and encodes 394 amino acids. Lineage: Eukaryota; Fungi; Mucoromycota; Mucoromycetes; Mucorales; Rhizopodaceae. Gene Ontology annotation, molecular function: ubiquitin protein ligase activity.